This is a messenger RNA of Pongo pygmaeus (Bornean orangutan), 809 nucleotides long. It is a transcript of the gene HEPN1, whose product is annotated as hepatocellular carcinoma, down-regulated 1. Lineage: Eukaryota; Metazoa; Chordata; Mammalia; Primates; Hominidae. The transcript has a single exon. The record is from RefSeq and is a predicted model, not a curated record. Bases 509 to 775 code for a protein of 88 amino acids.
UUCAUCAAAAGUUUAUUGAGCAUCCAGUAUGUGCUAGGCACUCUGCUGAAUGCUAGUAAUACAAAGAUGAAGAUGAAAACAACACAAAAACAAACAAACAAACCCCACUUCCUUACUUACCCCUCCCACCCCCAAUUUAAGGCAGAUUUGGCUUAAGCCUGGCAAGCUGGCCCCUCAGGGAUUCAGCACCAGGGUAUGGCAUGUUCUCAUCUCACCCUAACCUUCACCUGUGCGUCUCAAGGCUGACAAGCAGGUACUCCUUAUCCAAGUCCUGCUGCCUCUGCCACCUUCCUGAGAAACUUUUCCCCUACAUGCAUUAUCUCAUUAUGGAUGAGGCACCUGGGAAGUUUAGGGGAGCUGCGAAGGCACACCUGCUCAAAUGAGCCUGGGGAAGUGCCGAGGGACGGGGAGCUGAGACAGCCAUGCUGUUGGGGUCAGGGCAGAGGGGGCAAACUAGAAAUGUCAGUGCCUUUGGGGCUGAGACAAAACUUGACCUGGUGUGGAGGUGAUGGGUAACAGGGGCCUUGGAAUUGCUCCACGGGUUGAUGGCGAAUCAGAGCUGGAGUUUAGGAGGCUAGGGAUGCAAGGACCCUUGGAGGCAUUAAGGAGGAGGGGACAGAAUACGCAGAGGGCCUCCUUCUCUUUCAGCUUUUUAAUUGCCCUCUCUCCUCACACAGUAGAUUACUGCCACUCCUAUGAACUGUUCAAUAGGUGGUGGCAUGGGCAUGUCCUGGCUACACAGCGGCCCAGCCUCUUUAUUUUGAUGUUAGUGUGAUUAGGGAGUCUGCCCUUUUUCUGUGCCCUGGGAC